Candoia aspera is the source of this 2841-nucleotide messenger RNA. RefSeq names its product zinc finger protein 271-like. The record is from RefSeq and is a predicted model, not a curated record. Bases 1 to 2841 code for a protein of 946 amino acids. The transcript has 3 exons. Lineage: Eukaryota; Metazoa; Chordata; Lepidosauria; Squamata; Candoiidae.
AUGCACAAGAGGACCUACACUGGCAAGGAGGCCUACCAGUUUCCUCAAUGCAGCAAGAGCUUUAGCCAACUAGUCAAUCAAAAGAGGACUCACGCAGGAGACAAACUCUAUGAGUGUCCGGAUUGUGGGAAAAGUUUCAGUCCAAAAUCAAACCUGGCGAUACACCAGAGGAAAGCAUUUGAGUUGGAAUUCCAACCUCGCGAUACAUCAGGGGACUCAGAGUGCCCAGAUUGUGGGAAAGGUUUCAGUCGGAAUUGCCACCUGCUGAGCCACCAGAGGACUCACACAGGAGAGAAACCGUAUGAGUGUCCAGAUUGUGGGGAAAGUUUCAGUCGGAAUUCCACCCUGGUCAUGCAGCAGAGGACUCAAGCAGGAGAGAAACCGUAUGAGUGCCCAGAUUGUGGGAAAGAUUUCAACCAGAAUUCCAGCCUGGUCACGCAGCAGAGGACUCAAGCAGGAGAGAAACCGUAUGAGUGUCCAGAUUGUGGGAAAAGUUUCAGUCAGAAUUCCAGCCUGGUGAACCACCAGAGGACUCACACAGGAGAGAAACCGUAUGAGUGUUCGGUUUGUGAGAAAAGUUUCAGUCAGAAUUCCGGCCUGGUGAACCACCAGAGGACUCACACAGGAGAGAAACCGUAUGAGUGUCCAGAUUGUGGGAAAAGUUUCAGUCAGAAUUCCAGCCUGGUGAACCACCAGAGGACUCACACAGGAGACAAACCAUAUGAGUGUCCCGUUUGUGGGGAAAGUUUCAGUCAGAAUUCUAGCCUGGUGAACCACCAGAGGACUCACACAGGAGAGAAACCGUAUGAGUGUCCAGAUUGUGGGAAAAGUUUCAGUCAGAAUUCCGGCCUGGUGUACCACCAAAGGACUCACACAGGAGAGAAACCGUAUGAGUGUCCAGAUUGUGGGAAAAGUUUCAGUCAGAAUUCCCACCUGGUGAUACACCAGAGGACUCACACAGGAGAGAAACCGUAUGAGUGUCCUGAUUGUGGGAAAAGUUUCAGUCGCAAUUUCCAACUGCUGAGACACCAGAGGACUCACACAGGAGAAAAGCUAUAUGAGUGUCUGGAUUGUGGGAAGUUUCUCUCGGAAUUCCUGCCUGAUGAACCACCAGAGGACUCAGGAGAGAAAUCAUUUGAGUGUCCGGAUUGUGGGAAAAGUUUCAGUCAGAAUUCCCACCUGGUAAGCCACAAGAGGACUCACUCAGGAGAGAAAUCAUAUCAGUGUCCAGAUUGUGGGAAAAGUUUCAGUCGGAAUUCCCGCCUGGUAAGCCACAAGAGGACUCACUCAGGAGAGAAAUCAUAUCAGUGUCCAGAUUGUGGGAAAAGUUUCAGUCGGAAUUCCCGCCUGGUAAGCCACAAGAGGACUCACUCAGGAGAGAAAUCAUAUCAGUGUCCAGAUUGUGGGAAAAGUUUCAGUCGGAAUUCCAGCCUGGUGUAUCACCAAAGGACUCACACAGGAGAAAAACCAUUUGAGUGUCCAGUUUGUGGGAAAAAAUUCAGUUGGAAGUCUGACCUGGUGAAACACCAGAGAACUCACACAGGAGAGAAACCGUAUGAGUGUUCGGUUUGUAGGAAAAGUUUCAGUCGGAAUUCCAGCCUGGUGAUGCACCAGAGGACUCAUACAGGAGAGAAACCACAUGAGUGUCCCGUUUGUGGGAAAAGUUUCAGUCAGAAUUCCAGCCUGGUGAUGCACCAGAGGACUCAUACAGGAGAGAAACCACAUGAGUGUCCAGAUUGUGGGAAAAGUUUCAGUCAUAAUUCCAGCCUGGUGUACCACCAGAAGACUCACACAGGAGAGAAACCAUAUGAGUGUCCGGUUUGUGGGAAAAGUUUCAGUCGGAAUUCCAGCCUGGUGAACCACCAGAGGACUCACACAGGAGAGAAACCAUAUGAGUGUCUGGAUUGUGGGAAAAGUUUCAGUCAGAAUUCCCAGCUGGUGAACCACCAGAAGACUCACACAGGAGAGAAACCAUAUGAGUGUCCGGUUUGUGGGAAAAGUUUCAGUCAGAAUUCCAGCCUGGUGAACCACCAGAGGACUCACACAGGAGAGAAACCAUAUGAGUGUUCGGUUUGUGGGAAAAAUUUCAGUCAGAAUUCCAGCCUGGUGAUGCACCAGAGGACUCACACAGGAGAGAAACCACAUGAGUGUCCAGAUUGUGGGAAAAGUUUCAGUCAGAAUUCUAGCCUGGUGUAUCACCAAAGCACUCACACAGGAGAGAAACCACAUGAGUGUCCAGAUUGUGGGAAAAGUUUCCGUUGGAAGUCUGACCUCGUGAAACACCAGAGGACUCACACAGGAGAGAAACCGUAUGAGUGUCCAGAUUGUGGGAAAGGUUUCAGUCAUAAUUCCAGCCUGGUGUACCACCAGAGGACUCACACAGGAGAGAAACCAUAUGAGUGUCCGGAUUGUGGGAAAAGUUUUAGUCGCAAUUUCCACUUGGUGGUGCACCAGAGUACUCACACAGGAAGAAAUCGUAUGAGUGUCCGGAUUGAACAAAGCCGGCUUGCUGGGAACACCGGCUCCAAGACCUGGGCGCGCUUUGAAGCAGCCCUGGCCAGCAUGAGUGAAGCUGGCUCCCUUGGAGCCUGUGGCCUGUUGGGGCUCCCAGGUCCUAAAUCCUUUAGAGCCCCGGGAAAUCAGGCACGAAAUUUUAGGAGAUGCCACACGGAAGAGAGCCUCUUCUGCUGUGGCACCCGCCUGAUGACACAUUGUCCCCCAGACAUCAGAUUGGUCCUGACUCUACGGGCUUUUUGCGAGGCCCUGAAGAUGUGGUUUGGCCAACAGGCUGGGGACACGGAGCAUGGUGGAGCCAUGCAGCUGCUGUACUUGUGGUUCUGA